AUGGGAAGAAAGAAAAUCCAGAUAUCAAGAAUCGCCGAUGAGCGCAACCGACAGGUGACAUUUACAAAACGUAAAUUCGGACUCAUGAAGAAAGCAUAUGAGCUCUCGGUCCUGUGCGAUUGCGAAAUCGCUCUCAUCAUCUUCAACAGCUCAAACAAGCUGUUUCAAUACGCCAGCACGGACAUGGACAAAGUCUUGCUCAAGUACACUGAGUAUUCCGACCCACACGAAUCUCGAACCAAUUCCGACAUCGUCGAUAUGCUUCACAAGAAAGAGCACAAGAGUUGUGACUCCCCCGACUUGCUCCAGGACUCGUACGACUCGAACAAGUACUCCAAAAUCUCCAACACCGAUGCCUACGGCUCCGCUCCUGCACUCGAUCACAUGGCGGUGAACCCUCAGCAUCUCUACCAGCAGCCGCCGCUCUCCUAUUUACCCAACAGCUUGUUACAUGCUCAGCACCAAAUGGAUCAGCAAAAGAUGCUCUCUCUCAACGGCCGUCACUCUGUUUCUCCUCCGUCCAACUCUUCUUCCAGCCCAUCCCAACCAGCAAUCAUUUUUUCAGAUGAUUCUGGCAUGGUCAGCACUGGCGCAGAUACAGGCAGCGCAUUGAGCUCGACCUACACGGACUUGGACUCGAACAAAGACUCAUCAAAGGACAACCAGCAAAACGGACAACGGCACGCGGCAAACAACGGACAAAUGACCUCGAUCAUCGGACAGAACAACGCAAUCGGCAACGGACAAGCUACAGUAACGAACGGACAGGCAAACGGAUCACCACAGGAUGUGCAGGAACAACUCAGACGAAAGUCGCCAAUGCGAUCUCGACCGGACUUACGUGUUCACAUUCCCGCAUCGUCACACGCUCCCACCUUGAAUCCAUCUCUCGUCGGCCAAAGCUCUCUCCAGAAUCCCUACUCUCAAGUGCUACCAACAUACGGAUCAGAUUACAUGCUCGGACAACCCCACCUCGGCGACAUCGGCUUCAAUUCUCCCUUACUCACUAGCUCGGCCUGGCCUCAUCCAACUCCUCUUCAUCCUUUGUCAGUAAUGAAAGACGAAAUGAGCGGCAUGAAUGGCAACGGCGAGUCAACCAUCAAAGCGGAGCCGGGCAGCCCUCUCAACGGAAGUGAUGAACAAGUGUCCCCGCAGAGCAUCACCCAUUCUGGAAACUCGCCCAUCGCAAGUAACCACCUCCAAUCGUCCUUCCACCCGUCUUUCCACCACCAGCACCAAUCCCUGCACCACCAAUCACAGCAUCUGAUGGAGCUGGGCUGCGCGAAGCGACCUCGCCUCGACCACGGAGUCGUCCCCAGUUGGGCUUCCUAA
Oikopleura dioica is the source of this 1332-nucleotide messenger RNA. Lineage: Eukaryota; Metazoa; Chordata; Appendicularia; Copelata; Oikopleuridae. The record is from the annotation of a GenBank genome assembly.